AUGUUGGGGUCCAUCCUCACCCAUGAAGGGAUUGUGUUGGAUGUGAACCUGUUUAUGGGUCUCAGCACUGUUGCAGAGUCAGCGCCAGUGUCCAAACCUACCAUUGUCACCUCCAACAUUACUGCAGUGGAGAACAAGGACUUCUCAUUGACAUGCCAGGCUACAGGUCAAAUUCACGCUUACCAGUGGUUCAUGAAUAGAGUUGCCCCAGCUGGUAGCAGGAUACAGCUGUCGCCAGAUAAGAGGACACUCACUGUCAGCAGGCUCACAAGAAGAGAUAACAAAGGGCCAUAUGAGUGUGAAAUCCGGAAUCCAUUUUAUAGCAAUAGGAGUCAUCCAUUCACACUGGAUGUUGCCUAUGGCCCAGAUAUUGCCACAAUUGACCAUAUAAGAGAUCAGUUCGCAAUGGGGAUAAAUGUUACCUUGAGCUGUGUUGCUGAUUCUAACCCACCAGCACAAUUCACUUGGUUACAGAAUGGACAAUCUGUCAGCAACUCAGCCUCAUUUUCUAUUAUUACAUCCCUGAAUCAUAUCGGAAACUAUACCUGUAUUGCAACUAACUCAUUUACUGGCUUGACGCGCACUGCAAACAAGACUCUUAUGAUCUAUGCGCCAGUGUCCAAACCUACCAUUGUCACCUCCAACAUUACUGCAGUGGAGACCAAGGACUUCUCAUUGACAUGCCAGGCUACAGGUCAAAUUCACGCUUACCAGUGGUUAAUAAACAGAGUUGCCACAGCUGGUAGCAGGAUACAGCUGUCGCCAGAUAAGAGGACACUCACUGUCAGCAGGCUCACAAGAAGAGAUAACAAAGGGCCAUAUGAGUGUGAAAUCCGGAAUCCAUUUUAUAGCAAUAGGAGUCAUCCAUUCACACUGGAUGUUGCCUAUGGCCCAGAUAUUGCCACAAUUGACCAUAUAAGCGAUCAGUUCGCAACCGGGAUAAAUGUUACCUUGAGCUGUGUUGCUGAUUCUAACCCACCAGCACAAUUCACUUGGUUACAGAAUGGACAAUCUGUCAGCAACUCAGCCUCAUUUUCUAUUAUUACAUCCCUGAAUCAUAUCGGAAACUAUACCUGUAUUGCAACUAACUCAUUUACUGGCUUGACGCGCACUGCAAACAAGACUCUUAUGAUCUAUGCGCCACUGUCCAAACCUACCAUUCUCACCUCCAACAAUACUGCAGUGGAGACCAAAGACUUCUCAUUGACCUGCAAUGCUACAGGUCAAAUUCACGCUUACCAGUGGUUCAUAAACGGAGUUGCCCCAGCUGGUCUCAGGAUACAGCUGCCGCCAGAUAGGAGGACACUCACUCUCCGCAGUCUCACAAGAAGAGUUAACAAAGGGCCCUAUGUGUGUGAAAUCGAGAACCCAUUUUAUCGCAGUAGGAGUGAUCCAUUCACACUGGAUGUUGCCUAUGGCCCAGAUAUCGCCACAAUUGUACAUUCCCCCGAUGAGUACCCUACUGGGGCAAAUAUUACCUUGAGCUGUGUUGCUGAUUCUAACCCUGCAGCACAAUUCACUUGGUUACACAAUGGACAACCAGUCAGCAACUCAGCUACAUUUUCUAUUAUUGCAUUCCUGAGUGAUGCUGGCACUUAUACCUGUACUGCAUCUAACUCAUUCACUGGUUUGACGCGUACUGCAACCAAGAAUAUUAUAAUCUAUGGUGAGUAUCUGGAUUGGGCCCCCAACUUUGUGUGGGGCUCUCUCUUUCCCUGGCAUGACAGAAAUAGACAAAAUCAUUUUCUGUCUAUUCUCUGCGCAGGGCCAGUGUCCAAACCUACCAUUGUCACCUCCAAAAUUACUGCAGUGGAGACCAAGGACUUCUCAUUGACAUGCCAGGCUACAGGUCAAAUUCACGCUUACCAGUGGUUCAUAAACAGAGUUGCCCCAGCUGGUAGCAGGAUACAGCUGUCGCCAGAUAAGAGGACACUUACUCUCAGCAGGCUCACAAGAAGAGAUAACAAAGGGCCAUAUGAGUGUGAAAUCAGGAAUCCAUUUUAUAGCAAUAGGAGUGAUCCAUUCACACUGGAUGUUGCCUAUGGCCCAGAUAUUGCCACAAUUGACCAUAUAAGCGAUCAGUUCGCAACGGGGAUAAAUGUUACCUUGAGCUGUGUUGCUGAUUCUAACCCACCAGCACAAUUCACUUGGUUACAGAAUGGACAAUCUGUCAGCAACUCAGCCUCAUUUUCUAUUAUUACAUCCCUGAAUCAUAUCGGAAACUAUACCUGUAUUGCAACUAACUCAUUUACUGGCUUGACGCGCACUGCAAACAAGACUCUUAUGAUCUAUGCGCCACUGUCCAAACCUACCAUUCUCACCUCCAACAAUACUGCAGUGGAGACCAAAGACUUCUCAUUGACCUGCAAUGCUACAGGUCAAAUUCACGCUUACAAGUGGUUCAUAGACGGAGUUGCCCCAGCUGGUCGCAGGAUACAGCUGUCACCAGAUAGGAGGACACUCACUCUCCGCAGUCUCACAAGAAGAGUUAACAAAGGGCCCUAUGUGUGUGAAAUCGAGAACCCAUUUUAUCGCAAUAGGAGUGAUCCAUUCACACUGGAUGUUGCCUGUGAGUAAAUUUGUUCUUCCUAUAUGGUGCCUGCUUAUAGCUUGGUGGUGUG
Messenger RNA from Monodelphis domestica (gray short-tailed opossum), 2621 nucleotides. The record is from RefSeq and is a predicted model, not a curated record. NCBI's taxonomy places the organism in Eukaryota, Metazoa, Chordata, Mammalia, Didelphimorphia, Didelphidae.